Molecule: messenger RNA, 1062 nt
Organism: Boleophthalmus pectinirostris (great blue-spotted mudskipper)
Lineage: Eukaryota; Metazoa; Chordata; Actinopteri; Gobiiformes; Gobiidae
Product: histidine-rich glycoprotein-like
Exons: 1
Coding region: 1-1062 (353 amino acids)
Source: RefSeq, a predicted model, not a curated record
AUGUCCACACGAGUCCAACACGUCCACAAGUCCACAUGUCCAACACGUCCACAAGAGUCCAACACGUCCACAAGAGUCCAACACGUCCACCAUGUCCACACCUUCACAAGUCCACAUCCACCACGUCCACACGAGUCCAACACUUUCACAAGAGUCCAACACUUUCACAAGAGUCCAACACGUCCACAAGUGUCCAACAUGUCCAGCACAUCCACCAUGUCCACGAGUCCACACCUCCGCGAGUCCACACCCGCACCACGUCCACAAGAGUCCAACACGUCCACACAAGUCCAACACGUCCACAAGAGUCCAACACGUCCACACGAGUCCAACACGUCCACAGACGUCCACACGUCCACACCUUCACACGUCCACACCUUCACACGUCACACCGUCACACGUCCACACACGUCCACACGUCCACACCUUCACACGUCCACACUUCACACGUCCACACCUUCACACGUCCACCACCGUCCACACGUCCACACACCUUCACACGUCCACCACCUUCACACGUCCACACGUUCCACACGUCCACACCUUCACACGUCCACACCUUCACACGUCACCACCUUCACACGUCACCACCUUCACACGUCCACACCUUCAACACGUCACACGUCCACACUUCACACGUCACCACACCUUCACACGUCCACACCUUCACACGUCCAACACGUCCACACACGUCCACACCUUCACACGUCCACCACCUUCACACGUCACCUUCACACGUCCACACACCUUCACACGUCCACCACUUCACACGUCCACACUUCACACGUCCACACCUUCACACGUCCACACCUUCACACGUCCACCACCUUCACACGUCCACACCUUCACACGUCCACACCUUCACACGUCCACCACCUUCACACGUCCACACCUUCACACGUCCACACCUUCACACGUCCACCACCUUCACACGUCCACCACCUUCACACGUCCACACCUUCACACGUCCACACCUUCACACGUCCACCACCUUCACACGUCCACACCUUCACACGUCCGGACCCUCACCAGUUUUUAGGUUUAGGGAAGAAGUUUUUCUGA